GAAACCAAGGUACCCUUAUCACUACGGGAUAGCUGCGUUAUGCCCAAUGGUCAACCUGUACUGGGCUGUGCACGACCACAGUGUUUUAGAUGGGCUGAAGGUGGCAACAUGGAAUGUCAAUCUGCCUUCGAAUCAGAUUCAUGCGACAGUGACAACGAAUGGGUGGGCGGAAUCGUCCCAUUGCUGAAUGUAUCGGCAUUUCCAAUCGCUCUUCAAUGUUGCACAUUCGAACCACUGCGAUUGACAUCAGAUCGAGGUGUGGCGACAGUGAAUCCUGGCCAAGUCGUCAUCGGAGGAGAGGUACUCAACAACGAAGCAUUCGACUAUAUCAGUAAUGUGCAAAAAGAGUUCAAUUCCGAUGGUUCUGUUACCUAUAAAGUCGGCCUUCGUCGAUUUUACUGCCCACCGAAAGUCGACUAUACUCCUGAGGGUGAGUACAACCUUUUGACAGUAUUUUUUACGACGUCGAAAUGA
Molecule: messenger RNA, 474 nt
Organism: Haemonchus placei
Lineage: Eukaryota; Metazoa; Nematoda; Chromadorea; Rhabditida; Trichostrongylidae
Source: the annotation of a GenBank genome assembly